Harmonia axyridis is the source of this 792-nucleotide messenger RNA. It is a transcript of the gene RpL15, whose product is annotated as 60S ribosomal protein L15. Gene Ontology annotation, biological process: cytoplasmic translation. NCBI's taxonomy places the organism in Eukaryota, Metazoa, Arthropoda, Insecta, Coleoptera, Coccinellidae. Bases 146 to 760 code for a protein of 204 amino acids. Gene Ontology annotation, cellular component: ribosome; cytosolic large ribosomal subunit. Gene Ontology annotation, molecular function: structural constituent of ribosome; RNA binding. The transcript has 3 exons. The record is from RefSeq and is a predicted model, not a curated record.
ACAUGUCAUUUUAUAUCUUUCAAGACUUAUAUUCCUCUAUGACAAAUAAUACUUCAACUGUCACUAAUUCCAUAGAACAUUCACAUCUGAGCUUCUUGGGUGCCAUUCCUCCUUUUUCCAGAUAAUAUUCGGGUAAGAGAUCACCAUGGGUUUCACCAAGUACAAUCAGGAAGUGUGGAGGAAAAAACAAAGUGAUGUCCUCAGAUAUUUGUGUAGGAUAAGAGUCUACAAAUGUAGGCAGAUGACCACUCUUCAUAGGGUACCUAGACCCACUAGACCCGACAAAGCUCGUCGUUUAGGAUACAAAGCCAAGCAAGGCUAUGUCAUCUUCCGCGUUCGUGUCCGACGUGGUGGACGUAAACGCCCAGUACCCAAGGGUGCUACCUAUGGCAAACCCAAAAGCCAUGGAGUAAAUGAAUUGAAACCCGUUCGUAAUCACCAAGCUAUUGCUGAAGAACGUGUAGGCAGAAGGUGUGGUGGUUUGAGAGUAUUGAACUCUUAUUGGAUCGUGCAAGAUGCUCAUCAUAAAUAUUAUGAAGUUAUUCUCAUUGAUCCUUCCCACAAUGCAAUCCGUCGUGAUCCUAAAAUUAACUGGAUCGUGAAUGCUGUUCAUAAGCAUCGUGAACUGAGAGGAAAGACCUCUGCAGGUAAAUCAUCCCGUGGUAUUGGUAAAGGACACAGAUUCUCUCAGACUAAGGGUGGUUCCCGCAGAGCAGCCUGGUUGAGGAGAAAUUCCUUACAAUUACGCAGAAAGCGUUAAUUUUAUAUUGUUAAUAAAGUAUGAUAAUAUUA